Molecule: messenger RNA, 534 nt
Organism: Nothobranchius furzeri (turquoise killifish)
Lineage: Eukaryota; Metazoa; Chordata; Actinopteri; Cyprinodontiformes; Nothobranchiidae
Gene: mplkip
Product: M-phase specific PLK1 interacting protein
Source: RefSeq, a predicted model, not a curated record
AUGUACCGACCUCAGCGAAGUCCAGGAGCUCAGCGGGCGCCUGGGAGGUUCCCCUCCCCGGGCCACAGCUGGGGAUUCCCGUUCACGGGCUCCCCCCAGAACCGGAGCCCGUUCACUCCCGGUUCUGCAGGAGAAUACGUGGACGGGUUCGGCUACAGGUCCAUGGCGUUCGCGAGUCCGAUGCAACGCGGCGGAAACGGUUUCCGGCGGCCUCGGUCCUUCAACCCGAAAGCUUCUCCGAACCAGUCCAGACCGUCAGACGUUCCUGUGGAGAAAUAUUUCAGUCCCAUGAUGCUGGAGGAUCCCUGGGAAAUGCUGCAGCCCAUCAGUGCUGCAGACGCCGCCACCGCCAUCAGGAGGAUCACAUGGCCCAGGCCAGCUUCCAGCAGCCAAUAAGAAGUUAGCAGCUGCAUUCACCUGACCUGUUUGUGUUAUGAUCCUAAUGAUCAAUGUGUUCAGACUGUUUGUUUUUAUUCACACUGCAGACAGGAAAUGUUUUUAUUUUUGUCAGUAAAAUGUGUUUCUGAAAAGGUU